AUGGUCGGCCCUCCCAACAAGCGACAAAAACGCGAAGAGUAUAAAAAGAGCCAACAAGGGGGCUUAGCAACAGGCUCUGGAACCGAGCAGCAGAUCAAACUCCCAAAGAAAAAGUUCUACCGGCAACGAGCCCACGCGAACCCGUUCUCGGACCAUGCGCUGGCGUACCCCGCGAGUCCCGCCGAAAUGGACUGGACGAGACACUUUCCGGCGUUUGUGAGGAAUGCCAGUCAGAGCCAGAGCCAGAGUCAAACUCAGAGUGAAAUCGGGACACCACGACCGCCCAUGACGCGGGACGUCGAGAUCGCGGAUAUCGGAUGUGGGUUUGGCGGGCUGCUCGUCGCCCUGGCGCCGCUCUUUCCGGAGACUUUGAUGCUCGCAGGCAUGGAACUACGCAUCCAAGUGACAAACUACGUGAUUGAUCGGAUCGCGGCGCUUCGGGCGCAGAACUCGGGCGCCCAGAAUCAGAACUCAGGCCUCUACCAAAACAUUUCCGUGAUACGGACCAACAGCAUGAAGUUCCUGCCCAACUACUUCACGCGCGGCCAACUGGCCAAGAUCUUCCUCUGCUUCCCGGACCCGCACUUCAAGCAGCGCAAACAUAAAGCGCGGAUCGUCUCGGCCCAGUUGAAUGCCGAGUACGCCUACGUGACGAGGCCGGGCGGGUUGGUCUACACGAUCACGGACGUCGAGGAGCUGCACGGGUGGAUGACGAGGCACUUUGACGGCGAGGAGGCCGGGGAGGGCAGGGAAUUGUGGGAGCGCGUGGCACAGGAGGAGCUCGAGCGAGAUCCGUGCGUCAGGAUCAUGAGUGAGGAGACGGAGGAGAGCAAGAAAGUCACGAGGAAUGGGGGGAGGAAGUUCGUCGCUGUGUUUCGGAGGAAGGAGGAUCCCGAGUGGCCUGGCUGA
This is a messenger RNA of Cladophialophora yegresii CBS 114405, 909 nucleotides long. RefSeq names its product tRNA (guanine-N7-)-methyltransferase. Gene Ontology annotation, molecular function: tRNA (guanine(46)-N7)-methyltransferase activity. Lineage: Eukaryota; Fungi; Ascomycota; Eurotiomycetes; Chaetothyriales; Herpotrichiellaceae. Gene Ontology annotation, biological process: RNA (guanine-N7)-methylation; tRNA methylation. The transcript has 3 exons. Gene Ontology annotation, cellular component: tRNA methyltransferase complex. The record is from RefSeq and is a predicted model, not a curated record. Bases 1 to 909 code for a protein of 302 amino acids.